Cinara cedri is the source of this 5353-nucleotide messenger RNA. The record is from the annotation of a GenBank genome assembly. NCBI's taxonomy places the organism in Eukaryota, Metazoa, Arthropoda, Insecta, Hemiptera, Aphididae.
AUGGCUGAUGGAAGAUUCAAAACAGUGCUGUUUACUUAUGCGACGGUCAUAAUAGGUAAUUACGAAUUUUCAUAAAUAAUCGAUCAUUCAUAUAUAUUUAUAUAUUAAAUAUUAUUCCUCUGCGACUUUUUAAAUAAUACCACCCACGUUUAAAAAACGAUUCAAUUCGCACAUUACACAUACCAUUUAACAGAGUUUAAAAUAAUUCGUAAUAUUAAAAAAAAAAUCAAAUAUUGAGUAUGAAACCAUUAAAUAUUUAACGGAUUGCAUACAUAGGCGAUUUUAAUGAAAUUUUUCAAAAAUUUCAAAUUUAUUAAUGCAAAAAUAUACAAAUUCACUUUCAAAUAAAUUUAAAUGUUGUUGUUAUGUUGUUCUAUAUCUUAAGUAUUUAUUGCACAAUCCUGAAAUAAAUUGAAAUGUAUAGUUUUGAUAAUCCAAUUUCAGAACACAUAGAAAAGAACAUAAAUUCUGUAUCAUGCGUAUGAUUUUUGUUGUACUAACCAAUAAUUUUUUAAUAAGAUAAUAACAAAACUAGUUCCUAUAACAUAAGUGUUUAUUUAUACGUGAAAUUUGUAAAAAACAUAGACGUGCAUUGAUUAAUGUAUUAAAUACACGUAUAAAAUGGACAAUUUUAUAAUUGUUCGGUCUAACCAUCCGUGUAUUUCCCAUUAAACCGCUUCGUUGUCUAGUUUUCAAUCCGAAACAACGGAAUGAUUAUUGAUUAUAAACCUUAUAAUAAAUUCUGUUGCUUUGCAUCCCAGUCAUAUUUGCUAGUUGUCAAUCGAAUAAAUCAAGAGGCAAUCGUAUUGGCAAUGUUAUAAUGUAUACAAUUUUUGAAGAACACCGAAAUACAUACAAUUUAUAAUUAGAUUUAACAUUGAGAUUAUAAUGAAGAAUACACAAAUCGUCAGACCGAAUAAUUAUUCAACCACUGUUCAAUUGUCCAUUCCAUACGUAUUAACAGUGCGAAUCCAUAAACGUGUACAUUAAAUAUACGAACUGCGUGUACAUGUAUAUUUUAAAUACACGUCUAUAAUCGUUACUUCUAGAAAAAAUCCACCAAAAUAACCAAAAACAACUAUGUUAUUAUGUCCUCAAUUAUUACUAUUAUUAUUUAUUUAUUUAUUUAUUUAUGACAAUAAUUACAAGAGCCUCAAAUAGAACACCAAUCGGUUAGAAUUUAAUGAUUAGCAUAAGAAAUGGCCAGAAAGAAUAACCUGAUAUAUUAUGAUUUCGAAACAUACGAUGUAUUAUUAGGAUUAUUAUUAUAAUCAGUGGAAUGAAAAGGAAUAUAAAAUAGCAUAUUAUCUCUAGUGGGGUAAGAACAGUGUUGUAAAGGAAUGCGUUCCUUUUAAAAUAUAGAAACGAAAAACAGGAAAGAAUUCUUAUUUAUGUGGAACGUGGACGUAAGUUUCCGUUUCUUUUAUUAGAAAACAGUAUGAAACGCAUGCUAUUUUAGUGAUAACAUCAUUGUUUAAAAUAUUGUUUAGUAUUGGAAUAUUGAUGACAUGACUGUAAAAAGACUCAAAUUAAAUGAUGUUUUGUUAGAAAAAUUAGUCCUUAAAUUAGGCAAAAUGCCAAUGAAAUAUUUUUUUUUUUUGUACAAUUAAUAAAAUAUUAUAUUUUGAGUAAAUUAAUGAUACAACUUUUUAAGUUAUAUAUUUUUUCAUUUUUCCUUUUUUAGGAUUGGAACUAAAAAAUUAAUUUAAUUAAAUUUAUUAAUAUUUUAAACAUAAAAUAGGUAAGUAUAGUUUCCAUUUUUCGUUAUUUUACCUUCCCAACUUCUCACCUAUAACAGUAGCUGCACCCGUCUAUGGUAUCUUUUUUUAUCAAUAUGUAAUAUUCGUAUUCAUAAAAAAAAAGAGAUUUUAAAGGAACGAGUUUCUUUUUUAAUAAACAAGGAAAGGGAACGAAUUCCUUUUUAAAAUGAACUUUCCCAACACUGGUAAAAAGGAACACGGAACUGGAUCCAGGCUAAAAGGGAAGGAUAAUCAAAGGAACUGUCCAUAGGAGAGGAAAGAAACCUAAUAUCGGAAGUACUGCUGUGGACAGACAUCUUUUAAAUAUCAAAAUAUUAACAAAAUUAUUGAAAAAUCCUGCAAAUGAUCUUUAAUAUAUAAACGAAAUUAGAAAGAAUAGAUAACGUCAACCUAAUUUCUACAUUUCUACGCUUUAGGCACACAGAUACAUAAAAUAUAAUCUCAAUACCACUAGUAACUGUGGAUCUACCUUGCCUAAAUCCAUGUUGUUCAUCAUUGAUUUUAUGGUUAAGACUACGCUUCAUACGAUUACAUAUUAAUAAAGGAUUUAACAAAUUCAGUGAUAUGGGAAGCGAUAAAAAUAAGAUGAUAAUUUAGCAAAUCUGCCGGACCCCAUUCUUAAAUACCGGAAUAAUAGUACAUAUUUUCCAUACACUAAGGAACACUCCUUGACUUAAAAACCGAUGGAACAACAGAUAUAGCGGAAAAAUUAAACAAGUCAACAGAUAUAGAGAUAACGAGCGAAUAAACGAUUCGGACCGUUGAAAGUUUUCAAGCGCAAGGAACCCAUAAAGAAAAAAAAUGUCCUUAGGGAAAAAAAAUGUAAAAAGGUAUAUUGUAAGACAAAAUUAGAUUGAUGACAGAAAAAACACAAUAAUGAGCGAUAGGUACGUUGAAAGUAGAAGAAAAAUAAGUAGAGACAAGUAAAAGAGGAAUUAGAAAUAAUAUUCUGAGAACUAACAGAAAAUGGAAUUGAAGGAUUUUACUUAAAUUUACGAACGUAAAUCCAGGAGAUGCAGAAUUCUCCCACUCACAAAUAUAGGGUCUAUAAUCUGAUUUAAAUCGGUGUUUGCACUGAAUCCUGACUUCAGAAAAUAUGUAAUUAUGUUUAUGUAAUGAAAAUACUAAUCAUGUAUAGAUAAACCUCUUGUUUGGCUUAUAUAUCUGAAAUUUAAAAUAAAUAAUAUAAAUAUGAUGCGAAUAAAAACGGUCUCCUACAAAACAGAUUUUACAUUAUAGAGCCAUUGGUUUUAUGAUAUUUUAUAUUACGCUCUUGUGUACAUCUUUGUAAGUUCAUAUAGCUCGUUUUCCGAAAAAUUGCAUCCUUUCAGCCUAAUUAGAAUUUCCAGUAUCUACCUCUGAUAUCUUUCAAUUUCAACUUGCACUAUAAAUUCUAUAGUGUUUCAAAUAGGUCUAAAAUCCAUUUUUUCGACAGCAAGCUCGGGCUCGUUGUUGUGUGGUAUCUGGGACGAAUGGUCCCAGAUGUCAGGAAUCAAUGUCCAUAGACAUGCGUACGUUUACGGUGGUUUGUUCAUCGUGGGAUACUUGCUGUCUGUAGUCGGCCGGAAGCCAACAAUCGCUUUGAUUGGGCCAUUAUACGUGGUUUGUUGGUCAGUGGUGUUGGUUUUGCCAUCCGUCCCGUUAUUAAACUUCAUGGUCAACGUGUUCGUCGGGACGUCUAAGGCUAUGGCAUUCGUCACCAUACCCGUGUAUGUGGGUGAGGUAGCGGAGGUCAAUUAUCGUGGCUCUGCGCUUACAAUAUUUGCGAUAAUGUACACAAUGGGCUCAACAUUAAUGCAGGCGGCCGGUUUGGUGCUCACCCAUCAACAGCUAUGCGUGAUGGGUUUGUCGCUGUCCGUGGUAUUUAGUGUGCUGUUCAUAACGGGUGUGCCGGAGAGUCCGUACUACUACGCGCAGAUGGACCAUGACGUCAUGGCCAAUAAGUCACUUCGGCGAAUCCGGGGCAGAGAUGACGUUUCGGUCGAGUUGGCCGAUAUCGAGCAUACGGUUGACGUGCAUAUGAUACCCAACAGGAAUGGCUACUGUGAACUAUUAAUCAAUGAAGCCACCUGGAAGGCAUUCUUCAGCACGGCGAUGUCGCACUUCGUUCAGGCACAUUGUGGAUAUAUACAGGUAGGUAUUUUAGGAAAUAACAAUAUAUUUACGUAAUAUAUAAUAUGAACAAUAAUAAAAAUAUUGAUUGGCAAACAUUCAAAAAGCAGAUUGGAGUAAAAUUUAGGCAACCCAAAAAUCUUUCUUCCUACUCUCAUUUUCAGUACCAUUUUUACUGCUUUCGACUCUUCUCUCUUCAUGAACCAUUUCAGUAUAUUUUCUUACAUUUUGUCUACUAUUGAAGCCAUUCUCUUCUCUAUUCACUCCGUCCAUCCAUUUAAGCAUUCUCAUAUCUACCACACUCAUUCUCUAUUAUAUUUUUCUGUUUACCACCAACACUCCGAACCAUCUACCAUUAAUGUUUGAACAGUCCACGUGUCUGUUCUUAAUUUAAACCAAACUGUCAUACUAAGGCAAAAAUUAAAUUUAAGGCAUAGUGGUGAUGCCCCUAAAACGUUGAUCUUCCACGAUUUGUAUCGAUCUGAAAACUGUUGCUGAAUUUGUUGUACGAUUGGUAAUAUCCACUCUAUCCUCCCAACCUCAUUAUGCUACAUCAAUUCUCCUCACCUGUUGUCUCUGCGUACAAUUGAGAUGGGACAAUCCACCUAAGCUUUGUUAACCAUAGGGCUCCUUAUACUAUUUGACAAAAAUUUAACACUGACCCGACCUUAUUUGUUGUUUUCUUACGACAGGAAGUACUGUGAGAGUAUUCUGAUCCACUCCCACGAAGUUAUUUACGAAAAAUAUAAUGAUUUUUGAUAUAAUCAAAUAUUAAUUUAGAGCAAUAAUAAUUAUUUAUUUAAAUAAAUAAGUUAUUCAAUCACAUUGAUCACACAUUACCUUCUUAAUACCUAACUAGAAAAAUGUGUUCAUUAUCUGGUGUACUUUUACUACUUUUAGCAUGUACAUAUAAUAACGAGCAAAUCGUUUCCUAUUUAUAGUUCAAACGUUCCAUUCAUGCAUUGUUGCCGUUCAAAAACGUCUGGAUGAGACCAGAAAUAGCAUUUAUAUGGAUGAGCGUGAUUGAAAACUUUGGCAAUCUAAUAACCGCCCUUUUAGUGGAAAGAUUGGGCCGUAAACCAUUAAUGAUCCUGUCAUAUUCAGCUAUGGCAAUCGUCCAGAUGGUUGUGAUGAUUUUGCCAAUUCCUGCCCCCCGUAUACCUUGGGCUCCUAUAGUGCUCAUGUGGUUGCAUGGCCUGUCGUUUGGCCUGGGUGCCGCGUCACUCAGCUCAACGUUGUUGGGCGAAAUGUUUACAAUGAACAUUAAGACCAAGGCUGUUCCAUUGUGUGUCUUAAUCCUGCAUAUAAGCUUUAUGAACAUAAUGAACGUCCAAGCCGAGGGAUGGCCUGUAACCAAUUUCCAGUUCGCGUUGUGCAUCAUAAUCAACAUUGCUUGGAUCAUUUACACCAAGUAUAACAUGGUCGAGACCAAGGGUAAAACGUUUUUGGAAAUUCAAAAGUUACUGACCUUGAAAAGUUGA